UAGGUACCUAUCUACACUCAACGGUAAGAGUCCGGCCAACGGUGGGGCUUGUUAGUGAUUGGCUCUGCCAUAUUAUGGACUCUUUCCGGAACAGAAUGGUGUGUGUGAAUACGUAUAUGGGAGAGAUUCGCAUUCUGUAGUGUGGGUACGGUUAAGCCCUAUACGGCGGGUUGCCUGUACUUGGCGCGAGACUCGACCAAGUCUCGCGCAAUGUCAUGGUGGCGCCAAACAAGCCCUUAAUAUGGCGUCCCUUCCUGGUGUUGGCCGGACUCUUACUAGAGGAACUCUACGGAUCACUUGAUCGCAACGCCUCUUGUGGUCAUGUGGACGCAUUGACCGCGCUGGAAAUUCCGCGGAUAAGACACUUUACUUAACUAAUAUAGAUCAUCUAUUGUGCCACCAUAGUUCACAAAAUGCAAGAUAUAUGGCAUAAUUAGUACAUCAAGACUCAUGCAGGAUCAUAUUAAUCAUAUCGGAUACAUUGUGCAACAACGUUGAAGAGCGUAGUGGCUUAGAGCCUACUGUGUUAACAUAUCUCUACUUUACGAACAACAGUACACAUAUGCAUACGCGAUACGUUCUUUAUUUUAUUUCGAUUAGUUGUUCUCUGGCACUUGGCCCUCUACGAGGGCAUAAAGCCACAAGGAGUAAGAAGAAGAAGAAGAUUAGUUUUUCUGCUUUGGAUUUACGGAAAAUACAAAUGUGCAAUAUUCUCUCUUAUUACCACUCAUUAUUCGUAGUUUGCCGCAGUCUCUUUUGCGCAAUGUAAAGUGUCUUGUCAAAUUUAACAAAUCGCUUAUAAAAUAAUGUGAGAUUAAGAAGCCUUUGAAAAACAAAUUGUUUUCGUGAAAAGCUACAGAAAUUAUCGAAAAAAGCUAGUAUUUUCCGUGUUUCAGAAGUUUGGAUUUAGUUGUCCACGUUGACUGUCAGUACGACAUCGACAUCACCCAGUACUUCGGUCUUUCUUCGUCGUUCCAUUUACAUUCCCUUGACCAAACAAAGGGCUGUGCUAAGUACCAAUGGAGUGUCUUACCUGUCGAACAUCAAUAUACGUAAAUGGAAAGAACUCAAAUGCAGUGUAAUUCUCAAUUCACAAGUCUCCAAGAUGGACAGGAUACGCCUAUUACCCAUAGAAUUACCACCUGCUAGUACUAUUAGCGGCAGUGGAUUCAUUAAAGUCAAAGGCAAAGUAUCUUUUUUAAGGCGGCUCACAUUAGGGUUUGUAGUUCUUGCUGCACUGGGUCUGCUAUAUGUGCCAGCAUAUCAUUCGGCACAGGGUCCACUCCUAGGAUUAGGUGAGACACCUUUACCAGGCCUCUCAGGGCACUUGGACGCCUCGCACCAUGUAGCCUCCAUAGCUCAACUACCUGGAUGGGCGUACAAUAAAUCGCGUGAUUUACGCGUCUACAUCCGCCCUGGAAAUAACACAACGGUUCUAAGUCCUACAAGUAUAUGUGCAUCUCCGCCCUAUUUGUUAAUAGUCAUAUGUUCGGCAGUUGCAAAUCAAAAAGCCAGGGAAUCCAUAAGAAACACUUGGGCGAAUAAGCAGCAUUUGGAUUCUCUUUAUAAUUCCACUGUAAGAAUUGCCUUCUUGUUGGGAGAGAGUGACAAUGAUACACUGAAUAGUUCAAUAGAAGAGGAGAGCCAGCAAUACGGCGACAUAAUUCAAGAGAAAUUUCAAGACACGUACAAUAAUCUAACAUUGAAGUCUGUAAUGAUGCUUAAAUGGGUCAACUCAAAUUGCGAAAACGCCAAAUAUCUCAUGAAAACCGAUGACGACAUGUUUGUCAAUGUUCCUACAUUGUUGAAGACUCUACGUGCCAGAGUUCAAAGUACUGGUACUCUUUUGGGAUCGCUGAUAUGCAAUGCCAAGCCUAUACAGGAUCCCAAAAAUAAAUGGUAUACACCAAAAUAUAUGUACGCCGAAAGAACAUACCCGAAUUAUCUAUCAGGUACCGGAUACGUGAUGAGUUUGGACGUAGCGGGGAAACUUUACCAGGCAGCUCUUUCCACUCCCCUGCUGCAUCUAGAGGAUGUUUACGUGACUGGUGUUUGUGCUCAAAAAGCAAAAUUAAGGCCUGUAAACCAUCCUGGUUUUAGUUACGUUCCUAGAAAGAUGGAUGCGUGUGUAUUUAAAAGCGCCAUUACGGCACACAAAGUCAGUUCUUCUAAGAUGUACACCAUUUGGAAAAAAUUGAAUGACGCAAAUCUGACUUGCGUCAGUAAUCCUAACCAAGAUAAAAAAUUGUCUACUCUCAGUAGAACUGGAAGAAACGUUGGAUAUUACGUGGUGAGAAGACGAAAUAUGAACCGAUGCAUUUAAUAAGAUCAUCGAACUAUCCGAUAAAGUAAUACGCAACAAAAGAUUGUUUCAUUACGAUUCUUAUGAGAUAACUUGUUGUGCUUUCUCAUUUAGAAUCUCCGUUUGGGGUAUCUAAUGUAUAGCUAAAGGCAUACGCUUAUGUCUAUUGAUAAUAUGAAAUUCCAGUGAAUCUCGUUACGGGACAAUGCUUGUGCAGAAGUUUGUAGUGAGUUGCCUAAAGAAGAUUUCGAAUUAUAUUUUUUAAUAUUUCGAAAAUUUUAGUGUAUAAGAAAUCAUCGUCAAUUAGGAAUUCUCCAUAAUGCGUCAAUUUCAAAGAAAUGAACGACGGUCUCAGCUUACUAGAGUGCAGUGUUUGCAGUUAUUACUUCAGGGAUGUCAUGGAUUCGUUAUUCAUGAAAUAAUAGAUAAGUCUCCACCAUUGUUAAGUCGAGAGCUUGAAAUACGUGUAUCGCAUAUCUGCAAAUUAAUAAACUGUAGGUAUGCGUACCAUGUAUUUCAACUUCCACUCGACUCUGAUGGCAGCCUAGCCAAUGUCAUAUUGCAACAAUAUGUGAUUUUUCUUCCUUUUUCAUC
Molecule: messenger RNA, 2896 nt
Organism: Cephus cinctus (wheat stem sawfly)
Lineage: Eukaryota; Metazoa; Arthropoda; Insecta; Hymenoptera; Cephidae
Product: beta-1,3-galactosyltransferase 1
Exons: 6
Coding region: 1106-2323 (405 amino acids)
Cellular component (GO): membrane
Molecular function (GO): hexosyltransferase activity
Source: RefSeq, a predicted model, not a curated record